Molecule: messenger RNA, 2705 nt
Organism: Eleginops maclovinus (Patagonian blennie)
Lineage: Eukaryota; Metazoa; Chordata; Actinopteri; Perciformes; Eleginopidae
Product: solute carrier family 13 member 2-like
Exons: 12
Coding region: 129-1916 (595 amino acids)
Biological process (GO): transmembrane transport
Cellular component (GO): membrane
Molecular function (GO): transmembrane transporter activity
Source: RefSeq, a predicted model, not a curated record
GGUCUUUUGCAGGCUUAUUCGUCGCAUUACCUCAGAGGGUCUCUGUGAGGCACAUAUGUGUUUAGCUCAACUAAAUAAGUCUUGAUCCUGAUUUACCCUGGGAUAGUUCCCUCUCCUGUGGUUCAAUCAUGAGAUUUUCCAGGAGCACCAUGACCAGUUGUUUAAUGUGGUUGUGGUACCACCGAAACUACAUCAUCAUAGUGGUCCUUCCGCUGGCACUGCUUCCUCUGCCCCUCGUCAUCCCUACAUCGGAAGCCAAAUGUGGUUAUGCAAUCAUCCUCAUGGCUCUGUACUGGUGCACAGAGUGCAUGCCUCUGGCUGUGACUGCACUACUGCCGGUCGUCCUCUUCCCUAUGAUGGGCAUCAUGAAGGCUGCAGAUGUCAGUAUUGAGUAUCUGAAAGACUCAAAUAUGCUGUUCAUUGGGGGCCUGUUAGUGGCCAUCGCAGUGGAGCAAUGGAGCCUUCAUACCCGUAUUGCUCUCCGAGUGCUGCUGCUGGUUGGCGUUCGUCCCGCCCUGUUGAUGAUGGGCUUCAUGAUCGUCUCGUCCUUCCUGUCCAUGUGGAUCAGUAACUCGGCCACCACGGCCAUGAUGCUGCCGAUCGCCUCGGCCGUGCUGCAGCAGCUGAAGGCCACCGAGGCCCAGGCGGACGAGCGGGAUUUCCAGGACGCAACUCAGGACAACCAGGCGUUUGAGCUUGAGAUCAGUAAAACUAAACAUGAGAUGAGUGAAGAGAAACAACCUGACACCAACCAGUAUGAACAUGGCUUUGAUACAGGGUCACUGCAGCAGUUCAACAGAAAAGCCAUCGAUGAGAAGUACGCUCACCUGACCAAAGGGAUGAGUCUGAGUGUGUGUUACGCCGCCAGCAUUGGAGGCACGGCCACGCUCACCGGCACUACCCCUAACAUCAUCCUUAAGGGUCAAAUUGACAAGCUCUUCCCUGGGAAUGGGGAUGUGAUCAACUUUGCCAGCUGGUUUGGCUUUGCUUUCCCCAACAUGUUGCUCAUGCUGGUGCUGUGCUACUUCUGGCUUCUGUUUAUGUUCCUGGGGUUCAACCUGAAGAAGUCAUUUGGCUGCGGAGUGAAUAACGACAGAGAUAAGGAGGCGUACAAGGUGAUGAGGCAAGAGUACAAAAACCUGGGCAGCAUGAAGUUUGCUGAGGUGGCCGUGCUUAUAAUCUUCGUCCUGCUGGUGGUCCUGUGGUUCAGCAGGGAGCCGGGCUUCAUAGACGGCUGGGCAACAGUUCUCUUCAAUAAAGGGGGACCGUUUGUGACAGAUGGAACCGUCGCCAUCUUCAUGUCGAUGCUCUUCUUCAUCAUCCCCUCCCAGAUGCCCAGGUGUGGAGGCUACGGUAUCGACGACAAAGGCAAGACGGUGAAUACUCCCCCGGCUCUGCUGAACUGGCAGGUUGUCCAUGAGCGAAUGCCCUGGAACAUCAUCCUGCUGCUAGGAGGAGGCUUCGCUCUGGCUGCUGGCAGUGAGGAGUCGGGGCUGUCCAAGUGGCUAGGGGAUUGCUUGGCCCCUCUGGAGCAAAUACCACCUUUCGCCAUCUCGCUGGUGCUCAGCCUGCUGGUGGCCACGUUCACUGAGUGCUCCAGCAACACAGCCACCACCACUCUGUUCCUGCCCAUCCUGGCCUCCAUGGCCGUAGCUAUUAAAAUACACCCACUGUACGUGAUGCUGCCCUGCACCAUCGCUGCUUCUCUGGCCUUCAUGCUGCCGGUGGCCACACCACCCAACGCCAUCGCCUUCGCUUUUGGAAAACUCAAAGUCAUAGACAUGGUGAAAGCCGGCUUCAUGUUGAACAUCAUCGGGAUUUUAACUGUAAAUUUAGGCAUCAACACCUGGGGAUACACCAUGUUUGACAUGGGAAACAUUCCUCAUUGGGUCAACACUACAAAUAUCAAACCUUGAGUACUGAAGGACAGAGAGCGAGAGAUGUAAAAAGAGAAUGAAACAGCAAGGUGUUUCUUUAUAAUAGUGUAAAUGAUUGAUUAAGCGAGAAAAUAGUUCAAAAGUGGCGUAAGCUUUGAUUAUUACAGAAGGACAUGACAAGAAAACUGAGUAAAUCAAAGGUUGUUCACAGUAAAAUGAGGUAAAGAAAAAAGGUUUAAAGAGUAUCUAAAGAAAAAUAAUAUUUAGAGAGUGAUGAACCACACAGUUAUAAAAAGAUGUAUGACUAUAAAACCCAACCUUGGUAAAAAGAAAACCGGUGAUUGAUUUACAAAAAGAGAGAUAACAGAUAAGAUUGAAGCUCUAGCGACUCUGAGGUCUAUUAUUAGACAGACUCUCCUGUGUAGUACUUCCUUGUGUCAGUGACAGGACAUUAAGAGAAAUAACUGAGGUCACUUCCCUGUACACAGUUCCCUGAAUGUGAUGUCAUAUUAUUGAUCUAUUCAUCACUCACAAAUGAUGCAAAGAUACACCGUGUGUUUGAGUGAUUGUUUUUAAAUGUAAUUUAAGAGUGAUGUUUACAGACCAUAUGUUAUUUAGCUUAAUUGAUUGUAUCAGUUGAUUUAACUUAUUACUGAGGUUCUUUUACUGGACCCUAAAGUUGUUGUUUUUGUUGCACUUUUAUUUUUUAUCAGCGUUUUUGUCACACUGACUGUAUCUGAACAAGCAUUUACUGUACAUUUCUUAACGUUCUGUGAUAAUUUGUAUCCCUCCACGGGAAAUUAAAAUUGGAAAUACACUCUAGAUAAA